This is a messenger RNA of Oryza sativa Japonica Group (Japanese rice), 2548 nucleotides long. Its product is annotated as glycerophosphodiester phosphodiesterase GDPDL7. The record is from RefSeq and is a predicted model, not a curated record. NCBI's taxonomy places the organism in Eukaryota, Viridiplantae, Streptophyta, Magnoliopsida, Poales, Poaceae. Gene Ontology annotation, biological process: lipid metabolic process. Gene Ontology annotation, molecular function: glycerophosphodiester phosphodiesterase activity.
UUGCCUCCUCUCCACAAUCUGAUAUAGACAUCUUGUGGCCUCGGCUUGGUGGGGCUGGAGAACGUCUUUUCUCAAUUGUGUUAUUGCAGUUUCAUGUGAGGGUGCUCCUCCUGUCCAAAUGGGAGAAAGAUAUCCUCACAUGUUCUUGAUCCUCCUACUUUUUCAUGGAGCCCAUGCGGCUUUGAAAGAUCCAGUACAGAAAUGGCAGACUCUUGGAGGUCAGCGUCCUCUUGUCAUUGCUCGUGGAGGGUUCUCCGGCUUGUUUCCUGAUUCAAGCCAGUUCUCGUACCAGUUUGCAAUGUCGAGUAGCUUGCAUGAUGUGGUUCUGUACUGUGAUCUGCAAUUGUCCAGUGAUGGUUUGGGCUUCUGCAAAACUGGAUUGACAUUAGAGAACUCGACGCUUAUCGCCGAAGCCUUCCCUAAGAGGGCCAAGACAUACAAGGUGAAUGGAGAGGAAAUCCAUGGGUGGUUUGCUUUGGAUUUCACCGCAGACGAGCUGUAUCAGAAUGUCACAUUGAUCCAGGACAUCUUUUCUCGCCCAAGCACAUUUGAUGGAGCCAUGGGAAUGUUUACCCUUGAAGAUCUUGUCGGACUCAAGCCCCCACAUUUAUGGGUUAAUGUAGAGUAUGCUUUAUUUCUCCAGGAGCACAAAUUAAGUGCCGAAGAUUACAUAUUAGGAUUACCAAAAGAUUUUAGUGUCGCUUACAUCUCCUCACCAGAAAUUGGAUUCUUGAAAAACGUGGGUGCUAAGCUCAAGAAAAGCAACACCAAGCUAAUUUUCCGGUUUCUUAGAGAAGACGUCGCUGAGCAUACCACCAAGAAAACGUAUGGAGAGAUCCUGAAAGACCUGAAAUCCGUCAAGGCCUUUGCAUCAGGGAUUCUUGUCCCCAAGGAAUACAUUUGGCCAUUGGGCAAGGACCAGUAUCUGCGGCUGCCUACUAGUUUGGUCAAGGAUGCACAUGCCCUUGGGCUUGAAGUUUUUGCCUCUGGAUUUGCCAAUGAUGUCUCCAUGAGUUACAACUACAGCUUUGAUCCCAGUGCAGAGUACUUGCAGUACAUUGGCAAUGCAAACUUCUCUGUCGACGGCGUGAUAACGGAUUUCCCUCCCACUGCAUCAGGAGCUGUUGCGUGUUUGGCAAAUACCAAGGGCAAUCCUCUUCCUCCUCCUGGUGGUGAUGGAGGCAGGCCACUGAUCAUAACCCACAAUGGCGCGAGCGGCGUCUACCCGGGCAGCACUGACCUCGCAUAUCAGCAGGCGGUGAAAGACGGCGCCGACAUCAUCGAUUGCGCGGUCCGGAUGUCGAAAGACGGCGUGGCCUUCUGCCAGCCAUCUGCAGACCUCAGCACCAGCACGACGGCGUCCACCAGUUUCAUGACCAAAAUCUCCACUGUCAGUGAAAUUCAGAACAAGUCGGGCAUCUUCUCCUUUGAUCUCACAUGGAGCGAAAUCCAAACAUUAAAACCCGAUCUUCUUGGUCCGUACACCCAGGCAGGCCUGAAGAGGAACCCCGCCGCGAAGAACGCCGGCAAGUUCGUGACAUUGCCUGAAUUCCUAGACUUGGCCAAGGCCACCAAUGUCUCUGGCAUCAUGGUCGAGAUGGAGCACGCAUCGUUCCUCGCGAAGCGAGGCCUCGGGCUGGUGGAUGCCGUGUCGGGGGCGCUGGCGAACGCGAGCUACGACAAGGAGGGCGGGCACCUGCCGGAGCUGAUGGUGGUGUCGGACGACACGUCGGUGCUGGCGGCGUUCAAGAAGUUCCCGGCGUUCAGGCGGGUGCUGAUGGUGGACGAGACGAUCAGCGACGCGUCGGCGCCGUCGGUGGAGGAGAUCAAGCAGUUCGCGACGGCGGUGACCGUCGGCCGCGGGUCGAUCGCGCAGGUGAACGGCUUCUUCCUCACGCGGUUCACCGACGUCGCCGACCGGAUGCACGCCGCCAACCUCACCGUCUACGUCGGCGUGCUCCGGAACGAGUUCAUGAACCUCGGAUUCGACUACUGGGCCGACCCCAUCAUCGAGAUCGCCACCUACGCCUUCCACGUCAUGGCCGACGGCCUCAUCACCGAGUACCCCGCCACCGCCGCCACCUACUUCCGGAGUCCGUGCAGCGAUCUGAGCCUGAACCUGAGCUACGCGAUCCUGCCGGCGGACGCCGGCGCGCUGGUGCACCUGGCAGCGCCGGGGGCGCUGCCGCCGGCGCUGCCGCCGGCGCCGGUGCUGGAGCCGGGCGACGUGCUGGACCCGCCGUUGCCGCCUGUCGCCAUUGCCAGCCCACCGGAAGAGGCGGCGACGGCGGCGAAGCCCACCGACAGCAGCAGCUCGGCGGCGGCGGCGAGAUCCAGCGCCGGCGCCGGUGGCUGCCGUGUGCUGGCCGCCGCCGUCGCUUCCCUGUUUCUGAUACUGCUGCCAUCUCAUGGCUUCCAUUGACGACGAUCUUGAUGGAUGGCAUUGUACUAACAGAUGUUUUCUCUGCGUUUUUCUCUCCUCGUAUCCUACUUUGUACUGUGUAACAUAAUGUUCUCUAAAUAGAUUAUAUGUGUAUAUGAACCUGCA